ACGUGCUUGCCACCCUUGCCACCGCCGUUAUGGCUGUUGCCGCGGACGUCCCAGCGAUCGAAAUCGUGGGCAACAAGUUCUUCUACUCCAAUAACGGCUCCCAGUUCUAUAUGCGUGGUAUCGCCUACCAGGCUGACGUUGCUAACUCGUCCUCCACAACCUUUUCCGACCCAUUGGCCGACGCUGCUGCGUGUAAGAGAGACAUCCAGUACUUCACGGACCUCAACACCAACGUGUUGAGAGUCUACGCUGUCAACACCUCCCUCGACCACGACGACUGUAUGACCCAGUUGGCCGAUGCUGGCAUCUAUGUCAUCUUGGAUUUGUCCGAACCGGACUUGUCGAUUAACAGAGAAUCGCCAUCGUGGACUAUCGAGCUCUACAACAGAUACACCUCCGUUGUGGACAUGUUUGCCAACUACACCAAUACCUUGGGUUUCUUCGCCGGUAAUGAAGUCACUAACAACAACACCAACACUGAUGCGUCCGCCUUCGUUAAGGCUGCUCUCAGAGACACCAAGGCCUACAUCAAGUCAAAGUCUUACAGAUCUAUCCCAGUGGGUUACUCCUCCAACGAUGAUGCGGACACCAGAGUCGCGAUUGCUGACUACUUUGUGUGCGGCAGCGACGACGAAAAGGCCGAUUUCUAUGGUAUCAACAUGUACGAAUGGUGUGGUGCCUCCAGUUACACCACCUCUGGUUACUCCGACAGGAGCGCCGACUUUGCCAACUUGUCCGUCCCAAUCUUCUUCUCCGAGUACGGUUGUAACACGAUCCAGCCUAGAACCUUUACCGAAAUCGCCACUUUGUUCGGCAGCGACAUGACCAACUUGUGGUCCGGUGGUAUUGUUUACAUGUACUUUGAAGAGGCUAACAACUACGGUUUGGUUUCGCUUUCCGGUAGCAGUAUCUCAACCAUGGUCGACUACAAGUACUACUCAUCGGAAAUUAACAGCAUCUCCCCAUCGUCCGCCAAGUCUUCUGACCAGACCGCUACCGCUUCUGAGCUCUCCUGCCCAUCGCAGUACUCCAACUGGAUGGCCAGUACCGAUUUGCCACCAACCCCAGACCAGUCCGUCUGCGAGUGUCUUAGCAACUCCUUGGCCUGUACGGUCAAGACCUCUGUCGACGUCUCCGACUACGCGUCUAUGUAUAGCUACUACUGCGGUGUCGUCGACUGUUCCGCCAUCAACUCCAAUGGUACCAGCGGUGUCUACGGGAUGUACUCUUUCUGUUCCGACUUUGAGAAAUUGUCUUACGUCAUGAACUUGUACUACAUCAGCCAGGGCAAGUCCUCCUCUGCCUGUGACUACUCCGGCUCUGCCACGUUGAAUACCAAGACCUCUGCCGCCUCGUCUUGCGGCUCUGUCUUGUCCAACGCUUCAGCUUCCAACACCGUGGCUGCGUCCUCUGGCUCCAAGACUACCGGUACUUCCAAGUCCAGUGGCACUUCCUCUUCCAAGUCCACCUCUUCCGGUAAGUCCGCCGCCCACACUCUCCGUGCACCAGCUCUUAACGGUGUCGCCGUUGCCGCCUUUGUGGUGUCCUUCUUCGCGUGCGGCUUGUCUGUCGUGUUGAUGUAG
Babjeviella inositovora NRRL Y-12698 is the source of this 1583-nucleotide messenger RNA. It is a transcript of the gene PHR2, whose product is annotated as 1,3-beta-glucanosyltransferase. Gene Ontology annotation, cellular component: fungal-type cell wall; cytoplasm. The transcript has a single exon. The record is from RefSeq and is a predicted model, not a curated record. Lineage: Eukaryota; Fungi; Ascomycota; Pichiomycetes; Serinales. Gene Ontology annotation, molecular function: 1,3-beta-glucanosyltransferase activity. The coding region runs from base 30 to 1583 and encodes 517 amino acids. Gene Ontology annotation, biological process: fungal-type cell wall (1->3)-beta-D-glucan biosynthetic process.